CGGGCCCGGCCGAGUCCCCGCCGUCCGCGCCCGGCGCCCGCAGCCCGAGCCGCACCCGCCGCGGACGGAGCCCAUGCGCGGGCCCAGCCGGCGCCCGUCCGCGCCCCCGCCCUGCCCCGGCCCCGGCCCCGGGGGCAGUCGCGCCAGCAAGCGGUGGGGCAGGAGUUCCUGGAGUGGUAGCCCCUGGAGAAGCGAUGACAGAAUACAAGCUUGUGGUGGUGGGCGCAGGAGGCGUGGGAAAGAGUGCCCUGACUAUCCAGCUGAUCCAGAACCAUUUUGUGGACGAGUAUGACCCCACCAUAGAGGACUCCUAUCGGAAACAGGUGGUCAUUGAUGGGGAGACAUGUCUGCUGGACAUCUUAGACACAGCAGGUCAAGAAGAGUACAGUGCCAUGCGGGACCAGUACAUGCGCACAGGGGAGGGCUUCCUCUGUGUGUUUGCCAUCAACAACACCAAGUCCUUUGAAGAUAUCCAUCAGUACAGGGAGCAGAUCAAGCGGGUGAAGGACUCAGACGAUGUGCCAAUGGUGCUGGUGGGGAACAAGUGUGACCUGGCCGCUCGCACAGUUGAGUCUAGGCAGGCCCAGGACCUUGCUCGAAGCUAUGGUAUCCCCUACAUUGAAACAUCAGCUAAGACCCGGCAGGGCAGCCGCUCUGGCUCUGGCUCCAGCUCCGGGACCCUCUGGGACCCCCCCGGGACCCAUGUGACCCAGCGGCCCCCAUGCUGGUGUGGAGGAUGCUUUCUACACGCUAGUACGUGAGAUUCGGCAGCAUAAACUGAGGAAGUUGAACCCACCUGAUGAGAGUGGCCCUGGGUGCAUGAGCUGCAAGUGUGUACUGUCCUGACACCAGGUGAGGCAGGGACCAGCAGACAUCUGGGGCAGUGGCUCCAGCUCGCCAGAUGAACUUCAUAUCCGCUCUGAUGUCCCUGCUCCCCCAAAUCUGCCAAUCCCCCUGCCUGCGGUCAGAUGUGUCCUUUGCGCUCGUCCCGGCACAGGCUUAGGACGUGGAGGUGCCGGAUGCAGGGAGGAGGUGCAGACGGAAGGAAGGAAGGAAAGAGGAGGGAAGGAAGGAAACAAUGCUGGAGCCGGGCCAAUCCAGGGAUGGUGGACAGAUGUGACCAAGACCUUCGCAUGGACAAUUUGAACAGACUGUUAUGAACUGUCCCUAUUGCCAUGGGCACCCCAGUCCUCGACCCCUCUGAGUUCCCUCUGGGCGCCUGUGGGGCACAGGUUGAAUUACAGUAAAUUAUUUGAUGGUCUUGA
This is a messenger RNA of Meriones unguiculatus (Mongolian gerbil), 1265 nucleotides long. It is a transcript of the gene Hras, whose product is annotated as HRas proto-oncogene, GTPase. Gene Ontology annotation, molecular function: GTPase activity; GTP binding; GDP binding. Bases 195 to 761 code for a protein of 188 amino acids. Gene Ontology annotation, biological process: cellular senescence; Ras protein signal transduction. The transcript is spliced from 6 exons. The record is from RefSeq and is a predicted model, not a curated record. Gene Ontology annotation, cellular component: plasma membrane. NCBI's taxonomy places the organism in Eukaryota, Metazoa, Chordata, Mammalia, Rodentia, Muridae.